AUGGGAGUUACACCGAUCUCGAUGGUGCAGACGCGCUUGUGGUUCGCCAAGCGGCUGGCGCGGCUCGUGGGCGACGAGAACCACGGCCUCUUCUUCACGCCCGUCUACGCGUUGGCGCUUAACUACGCCCUGACUGUGGCCUACGUUGCCGUUGCUGAGUUCGCCACCCUCCUAACCUUCUACGGCGUCACCGGCUACACCUUCUGCUUACUGACCGUCUUGAUAGGGUAUCAGAGAAUUAUAUUCAGGCAUUCGAUGAGAGAAUCCACCAGCUAG
Messenger RNA from Phialemonium atrogriseum, 276 nucleotides. RefSeq lists its product as uncharacterized. The record is from RefSeq and is a predicted model, not a curated record. The transcript has a single exon. The coding region runs from base 1 to 276 and encodes 91 amino acids. Lineage: Eukaryota; Fungi; Ascomycota; Sordariomycetes; Cephalothecales; Cephalothecaceae.